GAGGAGGCGGAGGCGCAGCUCGGUCUGGGUGGAGUGAAGUUCAGACUCCUCUAUAACAAAUUAGCCAAGAAGAGAGCAGCUUUAUGGCUGAUUACACCAAGAAUCCGUUCAAACAAAAACACACACACACAUACACACAGUUGAGGAGAAAGACGGUAGAAACAGACUGAGCUGAGAUGAUGAGUGAUGUGAGCGAGCACGCGCUGCUGGAUUAUUUCUAUUCCGCCGGUGGGGAUUCAGGCAGAGUGAGAAACGCAGACAUACUGAAGACAUUUAAGCCUUUUAUUGGCCACACUGACCUGCAGUUACGUGCUAAAUACAGAGAGGAAUUCAAGCUCGUCAUUGACCGGAUCGCUGUGGUGAAGUCAGAGAAUGGUGAGAAGUACCUCGUUCUGAAGAAGAAGUACCGGCAGCUGCUCCAUGAACGCGACACCAAAAAUCACGGCACAGAUGAGAAUGGACAGAAACACGCAAAUUCGGCCAGAGCAGCAGCCACUGCACAGUGGGAAGCGAGGAACGUCGCGGCCUCUUCUUCCCCGCAGAAGGAACAACAGGACGAGCUCAUGUUGUGUGGAGACACUGAGAGCAAUGCCGAGUUCGAGUCGGAGCAGGACGAGGAGGGCACGGGCAGCAUGGGCUCCGCUGUAGUCGCUCUGGAUCCGAUAGAAAAAGAGUGGAUCUACUCUGCUGCAGGCGCUCGAGUCCCUGACCUCUCUCAGCUGCUCAGACAGGACCCAUCGCUGGCAAACAAGAAGGACUUUGUUUCUUUUACCGCUCUGCACUGGGCUGCCAAACAUGGCAGUGAGGACAUGGCCACACUGGUGGUUAAGGCCGGUGCUGAUGUCAACACCAAAUCACAUGGGGGUUAUACGCCUCUUCACAUCGCCGCGUUACAUGGUCACCGCCAUAUUCUUGACCUGCUCAUAGGGUCAUACGGUGCUAAAGAGAAUUUGAGGGAUUACAGCGGCCACCUUGCCAACCAUUAUCUCAGUAUCAAAGAACCAGAGGCUCCAGAGGAAGAGUGUGAGCUGCCGGAGCUUCAAGUCACUCAGGCCAGGGAGCGGAACAGGAACAGGAAGUUGGCGUCCCUGUUCCAGUCAAAGAAGAAGUGGGGCUCGGCAGAGGAUCUUGCUCCCAUUGAGGAGGAGAGGACGACGUCUCAUCAGCUCGUCCUUCCUCCGUUCAGACCCCGGAAAUUCUCCCGCUGAGGGAAAAUGGACAAUUUCUGACUCUCUAAAUUUCACAUUAACAUCACAUAACUCUACAUCACCACCAUCAAAGUAUAACAUUUCAGUUGAUUUGUCGAGGCGUUCCUUCAACAAGAACGACCUCCUGAGUCGGAUUUCCAACGCGGAAAGUUAGAGAAAACUCACCAACCCUGACAGAGGAUGCCAUGAUGGCUGCCACUCAUACAAACACUACUACUUAUACUGUUAAUAAGAAUUUCUCUUAUUUGUUUCACAGUAGGCCACACGGCUGGUCUAGUGGUUAGCGCUCUUGCCUUUGCAGCAACAAGACCGCGUGUCUUGUUCUCCCCGUGUGUGCGUGGGUUUCCUCCGGGUUCUCCGGCUUCCUCCCACAGUCCAAAAACAUGCAAUGUGGGGAUUAGGUAAAUUGGACACUCUAAAUUGACCGUAGUUGUGAGAGUGAGGGUUAAUGGUUGUUUGUCUCUAUGUGUCCCUGUGAGGGACUGGCGAGCUGUCCAGGGUGUGACCCCGCCUAUCGCCCUAUGUCAGCUGAGAUUGGCACAGCUCCCCCCGCGACCCUCCGGAGAAGGAUAGAGCGGUAGAUGAUGGUUGGAUGGAUGGAUGUUUCACAAGUAAAUCAGUCGUACUGUUCAAUUUUUAUCCACGGUAUUUAAAUGCAAAGAGUGUCACCUGCACCUUUCAUAACUAAGCCCAUACCUUAAAAAAAGCUUACCUUAAAGUUCAUCCAAAAAAUGACCACAGGAGCUUUAACUGAGUAGAAAGUGCUAUGUUCUUAAAUGUAUUAAUGGUAUUAAUAUAUAAGUAUUUCUUGAAGCCUUUAAAGUUCAAUUCAAAUCCCCAUGUUUGCCUUCACAGUUUCUAGUGAGCGCAGGUCACAGGAAGUCUUUAAACUCCCCUUUACUUUUGUUUUAAAGUUACUGACAGUAAAUCUGGUGUUACUGUAGAUUUUUUUAUGAUCUAUAGAUCCAGUAAAAUCACUGCAGGGAACUGUAGUGGGUUUUUCUUUUAGCAAACAUUACUGAAGCAGGAGUUGAAGGUUUAUUUGCUUAAGCCUGUUUCAGCCUAAGGUGUAAUCCUGGUACAGUGUUGCUCUAAAAAAACUAAACAAAAUAAACCUAACGUUUCUGGCGACAUGCGUUAGUAGGAUGAAUUAAAUGCUGAUGUUUUUUUUCUUUUUUAAUUUAAAUGUAUAAUAUCACCAAACUACAUGUAAAGGAACAUACUUAUGUAUGAGUAUGGUAUGGAAUGGCCGGUUUAAACAACCAUUUUAUGAUAAUGAUGCCACUAAAAGACUGAUUUACGUUCAUCUCCAGAGACACACAGUCUUAUACUGUCUUUUGCAGUGCUAAGUAAGGACUUACUUGUUAAGACAUUCAGCUUCUAACAAGAGUUGUAAAGACUUUGGAUUCAUUAUCAUUUCACAGAAAGCAUUUGUUAUUUUUUUCCCUAAUUGUCAGUUCGUCUAUUUGUCUGAGUGCGAAUGACACCAAAUUUAAUUACAAGACGUUGACAGACAAAUAAAUCACCAGCAUCACCAAUAAACAAAUGUAACAAAUAUUAACUCUUUGUAGUGUAGUGUAGAUUUUGCACUUGUGCAAGUCUUCCACGCGUAAAUAUUUAAGUUUUAAGUCACAUGACUCUUUGUAAAUGUGGUCAGCAGUAAAGUGCAGUGUUAGUGAUUUGUAGUGAACACUUAAAUGACUGGUGUUUCUUUAUAUCUGAGCCAAAAAGAUAUUUUAGAUUCAGGAAAAUUCAAAGCAAUGCUGCAUGAACAUUUUUCCUCUUUUUGUUUUUAUGACUGUUGCAAAUGUUACUACACGCACGUGUUUGUGUUGUGCUUUAGGCCAAUUUGUCAUAUUUGUCAACCCUGUAUAGAUUGAGCACAUCGUUGUUGUGAAGUUGUGACAGCUGCAGUGAUUUGUACCGUUAGCUGUCAUGAUUUAUGACUAGUUAUACAGAGUAAGCUGAGGUUUAAGUAGAAUAUCUUUGUUUAUCUUUCUCUUUAUUCUCUGUUACAACCCGACGCAUUUGAGUGUUAUUUUCACCCCUGCAGUCAGUGUUUAUGCUGCUACAGUGUGAAUAACUUAUACUUUCUGGUGGAUUCUGCCAGUUAGAUGAAAGGGCUUUUUUUAUGUAUAGCUCAGCAUUUUUCAUUUGAUGUGAAGGAAGAUAACUGUGUAAUUGUAAAUCUAAAGAAACCAGCCUUCGUUACAUUAUUUGCACAAUAUUUACACAACAAAGAUAUUUUCAGUAUUAAAUUGUAUUUUGUAUGAAGUUCA
This is a messenger RNA of Solea senegalensis (Senegalese sole), 3487 nucleotides long. RefSeq names its product ankyrin repeat domain-containing protein SOWAHA. The record is from RefSeq and is a predicted model, not a curated record. The coding region runs from base 177 to 1208 and encodes 343 amino acids. Lineage: Eukaryota; Metazoa; Chordata; Actinopteri; Pleuronectiformes; Soleidae. Gene Ontology annotation, molecular function: protein binding. The transcript is spliced from 13 exons.